GUACUAUCAAAGACAAAGACGACAUUCAACUUCGCUUCACAAUACGUCCUUCUCUCAUAUAUUCUAUGAAGAUACAACGCUGCUGUCCCAAACAUAGCCUGCAUUUCUGCAUCUGAGAACAAAUCGCAUCUCCAGCAUUCUACGCGGAAAUCCCCGGAGACGACCCAGCAUGCACCAGCGGACAUUCCGUCUAUCCUGCGAGGACGUUUCCAAAGCUUUGUAUGUUGUGGGUACAGAGCUGCAAGUGAACAUCAGCAGGCGGGCGCCUCCCACAUGCAAGUACUUCUCAGUGCAAUGCAGCCACACGGUGCACUACAGGAUCUCUCCCCCUGCCCCUCCCCAAGAGGACAGCACCCUGCUGCACCCCCUCACCCCAAAAUCCACCCUCAUCGUCACCAUGGACGCCGCCAGCGAGCAUGCUUUCGACAGCAAGCUGUCAGUGCAGUAUUACAGAGAUCCCAGGGAGGCGCUGGGGAAGGCUGUUCUUCACCUCACUGCAGUAGAGAUCUCCCUGGAUGUGGAUGCGGAUCGGGAUGGGGUGGUGGAGACGAACAAUCCGAAUAAGGGCUCCUGGAAGUGGGGCCCCAGGGGCCACGGCGCCAUCCUCCUGGUCAACUGCGACUCAGAGAGCACCUUCAGGAAGUCCCCAGACACAGAGAAGCCUGAGAUAACCAAGGUUUCAGAUCUGAAAGACAUGUCACGCAUGGUGGUGCGGACCAAAGGGCCAGCCCAGCUUCCUGAGGGCUACCUGCUGACCUUGCACGUGUCUCAGACUGAUGCGGAAACAAUCAGAGUUUUCCGGGAUGGGAAGCAGAACAGCAAUUCUAUCGAAUUCAGCAACAUCUUCAGUUACUUCACCAGAGACUACCCCCUGGUUUUGAGUGCGGACAGACUCUGCCAGGUGAUACCGUAUAAAGGGGGCGUCGUGGAAACAGAUUUCUUUGUGGAGGGCCUUCGUUUCCCGGAUAAGGACUUUGAUGGCCUGGUCACCAUCAACCUUAGUCUGCUGGAGCCCACCUCAAAGCUUUUCCCUGAAACGCCCAUCUUCACUGACAAGGUGAUGUUCCGCGUGGCUCCCUGGAUCAUGACCCCCAACACCCUGGAUCCUGUGGAGGUGUUUGUGUGCAGCACCUCAGACAACUACCCCUUCCUGAAGGCCAUGACGCACCUGGCGAAGGAGAGCGGCUGCAAGCUGAAGGUCUGCCACCAGUUCAUGAACAGAAAUGACCGCUGGAUGCAGGAUGAGAUGGAGUUAGGAUACAUCGACUCUCCCCAUCAGAGUUUCCCUGUGGUUCUGGAUUCUCCUCGAGGUGGACCCCUUACUGACUUCUCCUAUGAGGAGCUUCUGGGGCCAGACUUCGGCUUUGUGACGAGAUCAGCCUUUUGCAAGGAGGUGUCCAGUCUCGAUUCAUUUGGAAACCUGGAGGUGAGCCCUCCAGUCACUGUGCAUGGGAAGAGCUAUCCCCUGGGCAGGAUCAUCAUUGGAGUGGCCUUCCCCACAACCAUCCAUGGGCGCAACAUGACCCAGGUAGUCCAGGACUUUUUGUGGGCCCAGAAAGUCCAAGAGCCAAUUGCACUCUUCUCUGAUUGGCUGGCUGUUGGUCAUGUAGAUGAAUUCAUGUCCUUUGUCCCUGCUCCCGACAGAAAGGGGUUCCGGCUGCUCUUAGCCAGCCCAGACGCUGCAUACAGACUCUUCCAAAAUUUACAGCAUGAUGGACAUGGGGAGGCAAGGCUAUUUGAGGGAGUUCCAGGUAAAAAAACCAUGUCUGUGGAUGAUAUACUAAGUGACCCUCAACUCAGGUACACUAACAAUUAUGUCCAGGGCUGCAUAGACUGGAACCGGGACGUCCUGAAGAAGGAGUUGGGUCUGGAGGAGGGGGAUAUCAUAGACCUGCCCAUACUGUUCAAAAUGGAUGAAAAGAACCUGGCAGUGGCCUACUACCCUGACAUGGUGAACAUGAUCGUGCUGGGGAAGAACCUGGGGGUGCCCAAACCCUUCGGCCCGCAGGUGAAUGGACAGUGUGCGCUGGAGGCGGAGAUGAGCGCCCUGAUGGGCAGGCUGGGCCUCACCUGCUUCUUCAUCGAUGACUUCACUUCCUACCACAUGAAGCUGGGGGAGGUGCACUGCGGCUCCAACACCCGCCGACAGCCCUUCAGCUUCAGAUGGUGGAACCUGGAGCUCUGAGAGAGAGGGGGGGGAGAGAGAGGGGGAAAGACAGGGAGA
Anguilla anguilla (European eel) is the source of this 2224-nucleotide messenger RNA. It is a transcript of the gene padi2, whose product is annotated as peptidyl arginine deiminase, type II. Lineage: Eukaryota; Metazoa; Chordata; Actinopteri; Anguilliformes; Anguillidae. Gene Ontology annotation, cellular component: cytoplasm. Gene Ontology annotation, molecular function: protein-arginine deiminase activity; calcium ion binding. The transcript has 16 exons. The record is from RefSeq and is a predicted model, not a curated record. Bases 170 to 2185 code for a protein of 671 amino acids.